GAAACGAGGAAGAUCCUCCGGUAGUCAGUAAACCAUUUUUCUGUCGUCAAACGGAUCAAGCUUUUUGUGAGACUUGGAUCGGUCACAAAAAGCGGGAUUCGCUUUUCGCAUAGGAAUUGGCCUGUUAAAGAGCCAGUUUAUAUAUAUAAAACGUUUGAAAAUUAUAGCAAAAAUGGAAGAAAUGCAUCAGCCACAACAGGUUGGGCCUAAUAUGAUGGCCAGUGUAGGUGGGGUUCCUAACCACUCAAAUAAUGUUAAUCGGCGUAACAGAGUUCGAUCCUCAUUACACAGUUUGAUGAUAGGAAAACGUCCAAUAAGUGAGGAUGCUCAAUUGGAGAUGAAAUCAUUGUCUAACAAAACACCAGUUUCUGUUCUUCAGGAAUUGCUUUCUCGUAGGGGCACAAUACCAAAGUAUGAAUUAAUACAAGUAGAAGGUGCUGUCCAUGAGCCUAUUUUUCGUUACCGUGUUACUGUUGCUGAUGUUGUUGCAAUGGGGACUGGAAAGUCAAAGAAAGUGGCAAAGCAUGCUGCUGCAAAGGCUGUAUUGGAUAAAUUAUGUAGACUAAAUAGUGAAGCACCAGAUUCUCCACUUCCAAAUAAUCUACCAGAUUCUGAAAAUUUACAAGAAUUGUCUGGAUAUGGAGAAGAAAAAAUAAUUACAAAUCCAAUUGGUGCUUUGCAAGAAAUGUGUAUGUCACGUCAUUGGCCUCCACCAAAAUAUACAAUAGAAAAUGAAGAGGGUUUGCCCCAUGAAAGACAAUUCACAAUUGUUUGUUCUGUGUUAAAAUAUCGUGAAGUUGGACAAGGAAAAAGUAAGAAAGUUGCAAAAAGGUAUGCAGCUCAUAAAAUGUGGCAAGCUUUACACUAUAUGAUUACAGAAAACUCUAAUAUAGAUGAAGAUGAGGUUUUGCAAACAAAUGCAAAUGUGAGUGCCCAUUAUGCUGAUUUGAAAGGUAGCAAAAUUUCAACACUAACCACUAUUCAUAGCCUUAAAGUUUCACAAUUUCAUAAAAGUCUGAAGUCAUCUACUGGUGUUAAACUUUUUGAAUUACAGAAUACAUGUUUAAACGAUGGUGAUGUAAAUUUGGUACAAUUUUUGCAAGAGAUUGCUUCAGAGCAGCAAUUUGAAGUAACUUAUGUUGAUAUUGAAGAAAAGUCUAUCAGUGGUAAGUAA
Molecule: messenger RNA, 1174 nt
Organism: Eufriesea mexicana
Lineage: Eukaryota; Metazoa; Arthropoda; Insecta; Hymenoptera; Apidae
Product: RISC-loading complex subunit tarbp2
Exons: 6
Coding region: 173-1174 (333 amino acids)
Biological process (GO): siRNA processing; regulation of regulatory ncRNA processing
Cellular component (GO): cytoplasm; RISC complex; nucleus
Molecular function (GO): double-stranded RNA binding; siRNA binding
Source: RefSeq, a predicted model, not a curated record